Messenger RNA from Paramecium primaurelia, 1125 nucleotides. The record is from the annotation of a GenBank genome assembly. Lineage: Eukaryota; Ciliophora; Oligohymenophorea; Peniculida; Parameciidae.
AUGAAUCAUAUUAUUCAACAACCAAAGACCAAUCAAAAAUAAAAAAAGGUAUCUAAAGUAGUUUUGGCACAUCCAGAAAUUUAACCAAAUAAGACUCUUGAUGAAUUAAAAAGCAAGGAAUGGAUUGCAGCAAUACAAAAGGAAAUUGAUUAAUUUGAAAAGGCUAUCGUAAAUAAAUUAUUUAAUUCGUUAGCAUGAAGUAGAAUCUUUGUUUAAAGAAGCUUCAAUAUCUUAACAUUAAAUUAGUUUAGGAAGUGUUAAAUUAGUGCAUGAUGAUUAUUAAUUUGCUGCUUUAAAAUUACAAGUAUUAAGAGAAAUGCUAGCAAAAUAUUUAGAAGAUCAUACUAAAUACCAUCAAAAUAAAUAAAUAAUAAAGCCUCUGUACCAUAAAUAUGCAAAAACUGUUUAAGAGCAACAAUAACUCUCUUAGAUGACAAUAGAUCAACAAAAUUUAAAAUUCACAAUUGCAAAAGAAAGAGAGAAGAUAUAAUUCUAAUUUGGAGUUGCUUAAAGAGUUUUAGUUCUCAUCUAAGCCUAUCUGAAAUUGAAGGAUCAACAUGAGGAUCAAGAAGAUUUGUAAAAACACAGAGAUUAUAUUCUUUAAAAGAUUGACAAAAUCUAAAAGACAGAGGAAAGGCAUUCCAAGAAGAUAGAUAGACAUUUUAAUAAAAUUUUAAUCGAUGAUCCUAUCACAUUUAAAGAAAUUGAAUUUUAAGAAGAAUAAAUAGACGAUGACACUGGUUAUGAAGGAACUAAUACCACAGUAAGAGAAGAUUUAAUAAGUAAUUUAUUUAUUUAUUUUAUUUUAGAGUUGUGCGAUAGAUUGAUUGCUUACUUCAUAAAGUUUGAGAAGAAGGAAGGAGUAUUUAUAAUAAUUUUAUUUUUGAGGAUUUAUUCUUACAACAUGAUUUAGCAACUUACCAAUAUUUUGACCAAAUUAAAGUGGCUGUUCCAUUUUAUUCAAAUUAAAUUGAUAUGACAAUAGAUUUGAUUAAAGCCAAAAGAUCCUUUUUUGAGAAUGCCCCUGAUACUGAAUUUUUUUAAACCGGUGUUAAAAAAGCUAUUAAAUAAUAAGUAUAGAAAGUGGAUGUCACAAAUGAGUAAGAAUUUCCUAAAUUAUCAUGA